UCACAUUCAUGUAUUAUCCACUUCACUGGGGACCAGCUAGGUCCUCCUCUGAAGGCCCCUUGCGGGUCCCCGAACCCUAGCUUGGGAUACCCUACCCGGAAGUGGGUGGUGGAGUCACCGUCACCCAACUGGUCACACCACCGUCGACAUACUGCCUGCUGGGAUGAAGCUCGCCGCCGGAGAGUAACAGAGACUGUUAGAAAUCUGACAUCGCUCACAGUCACGGCGAUAAGUCGUCGACACGACCAGCUGCCAACAGCCAGUUCCGGGGAGAAAGGAGGAAAGAGGCGCGUCGCCAAAAUGAUGGAAGAAAUAGACAGAUUUCAAGUGCCGAGCGCCGUGCAGGAGGCGGAGAUGCAGGCUGAGAUGCAGCCGCUGGACCCGGCGUCGUCCACGGCCUCAGAGGCGGAUUCAGACACCAGAGAGGGGGAACCUGUAACUAUCAACUACAAGCCCUCACCCCUGCAGAUUAAAAUAGAGAAACAGAGAGAGUUGGCCAGAAAGGGCUCAUUGAAGAACAGCAACACUGUAGGAAGUCCAGUCAACCAGCAGCCUAAGAAGAACAAUGUCAUGGCCAGAACACGGUUGGUAGUACCCAAUAAAGGCUAUUCCUCUUUAGACCAGAGCCCAGAUGAGAAACCUUUGGUGGCCCUCGACACAGACAGUGAUGAUGAUUUUGACAUGUCUAGAUACUCAUCGUCGGGAUACUCCUCUGCUGAGCAAAUCAACCAGGAUCUGAACAUCCAGCUACUGAAAGAUGGUUACCGCCUCGACGAGAUCCCAGAUGAUGAGGACCUGGAUCUGAUCCCUCCCAAGUCAGUCAACCCGACCUGCAUGUGCUGCCAGGCAACCUCCUCCACCACCUGUCAAAUACAGUAACCCCGCCCCACUGGCCUUCUGCCCCUCCCCCACCCUUCCACACAAUAUAACCUCCCCAGUCUUCAUCUGCUGUGAGUUUACUUCGCCGCCAGAGUGGCGACAGUGAAGCAUUGGUAGAGUAUUGUAAUGACAGUCUAAGUGCUAUGACGAUAAUGACAAAGAGAAAUAAUCAAAUUAACAUAUAGAAAGUUUGGUUUAAAAUCUAGAAGAAGGAACACACGUGAGAAUAUUCAAUAUGUAUUUAAAAUAAGAGUGAAAGUGGUGGUUUCCUCCUAUGGUAGGACGUGCAGUUGUGUUUGAGAGCCCUUCUCCUGGUGAAACAUGAUGUAACAUAACACACUGAUGUUGGCAGACAGAGAACAAAAGGCCAGUUGAUGCUGUAAAGUGAUUUCCAUUUCCCUGAAGAAUAACAUUAUCAUAACUGCUGACUCAGCUGUUCUGCUUGGCUGAAUUGUGGGUUGCAUUUUUGCAUUUUUCUGUUUUUUUCUUUUUUUAUUUAAGUUUUUAUCCAAAAGCAAACUCUUUUUUUAAACCUGAGGGAUCUGAAUGAUUGUGUUGAUAUGGAGAUGAUAUUUUAGAAGCACGUAUGAUAGUCGUGGUACCACAAAACGAGGAUAUCUGAUACUGUAUUCAUGGUACUGUACAGGGUUGUAAUGUAGCACAGGCCAGUUUCUUGCACUCAUCCACAACACCUUUCACACACUAAGUGUACGAACAUGAAUGGCUGAGGAAGGAUCUGCAUGAAGAGCACUGAACUGAGUCACUGAAUGGAAAAUGAUGUGCAAGUAGCUUGUUGCACAUUUGAUUGUUGCCCCGUUUCUUUUGUGCAAUCACAUGCUACUGUUGUGGCGCUAGCUUGACUUGUACUGUUUUGAAUUUGCACAUGUUUUUUUUUGUUUUUUUGGCCCAUAGCUGUGUACUCUUUCCUGCAUAGCAGUGACAGUGUCUUAUCUGAAAUGAACUGUGUCAAAAGGGAAGAUCACAUAUCGUUGCACCGACCCUCAUGAUUCACAUAGUAUCGAGGCCAAAGGGACGGUGGUGCACACGCUGUUGUGUUACCCCCCUCCGACACACAUACACACUAGUGUCAGAGAACCUGACUGUCACUAGACACUCCAUUCCCAUUUCUGUUUUCACACCACUGAUCACACACAAAUGCGCAUGCAUGCACACCGACAUACAGCGCCAGUGGAAAAAGUAGGAUGGCAUCUAUUUGUCUCCUUUUACUAAUGGUUGGAAAUUGUUUUGUAACUGCAACAUGAAGGACCGUUGACUUGGAGCACUAAUAUCCUGUCCACUCAUGAUUCUCUCCCUCCCUUGAAUCAGUUGAUUAUUUGCAAUUAGAGUAUGCCUUAAGUACAGAGACGUUAAAAAAGUGUGUAUUUAUUGCCAUCUUUAUAAUUUAGUUUAUUUGAAGAGCGUUUGCUGUCUAUGAUGUUCUGCUUUUUUUACAUUUAGUCACGGGUGGUACUUGUUUUUCUUUGAUUUUUCUUUCUUUUUUUUUUUUAAUGAUUUUGUUGUAUUGUAAACACUUCCAUUACAGUAUUUAACAAUGUUACUGUUAUGUGCAGUGUAUGAAAACAGUUAAUAAACACAAAGCUAAUGGAG
Messenger RNA from Scatophagus argus, 2487 nucleotides. RefSeq names its product family with sequence similarity 219 member Ab (gene fam219ab). Bases 301 to 879 code for a protein of 192 amino acids. NCBI's taxonomy places the organism in Eukaryota, Metazoa, Chordata, Actinopteri, Scatophagidae. The transcript has 6 exons. The record is from RefSeq and is a predicted model, not a curated record.